CACGUGGUCCCGGGUUGGGAAAGCCGGGCUUUGCAUUGCACGUCGGAGUGCUUGCAAAAAAAAAAACCCCGGCUCCUCUCCGGCGCUUGCUGGAAUGAGGUGGCUGCUGGGGGGGAAAAAGGGGUUUUUGGGGGGUUUUGGGGGGGUCCCCCUUGGGGCAUGGAGAAGGGGCGCCUGGGGUCGGCGGAAGGGGCGCCCGGGUCCUGCCUCGUGUCUCCGGCAAACGGCGAGCCGACUUUGGCUGGGCUGCUGCGGGAGGUCUAGCCGGUGGGCGGGCGAAGCUUGGAGGAGAGCGGCGAGUCUGGGCAGCUGCAGCGCCCGGUGGAAGUGUCUUGCAAUGGCUGAGCACCUGGGAAGUCUGGAAAACAGCCUGGCUAAGAGGCCGAGGGACGGGGAUGGCAAGGAGGAGAAGGAGGCCGGGAAGCAGGAGGAGAACGGACACGAUGCCAAAAGGCUCAAGGACGGCGAGGACGAGGUCAAGGACGAGACGAAGAAGUUCCCCAAGAAGAAAGUUGUGCUGUUGCUGGUGUAUUGUGGGAAAGGCUACCAUGGAAUGCAGCGCAAUGUGAAAAGUUCCCAGUAUAGGACAAUUGAGGAUGACUUAGUAUCAGCCCUCAUAAAAUCCGGAUGUAUUCCGGAAAACCACGGAGAAGACAUGAAGAAAAUGUCGUUUCAGAGAUGCGCUAGGACCGAUAAGGGUGUGUCUGCAGCCGGACAGAUCGUUUCCUUGAAGGUCUGGAUGAUCGAAGAUAUUUUACAGAAGAUUAACGAACAUCUUCCUUCUCACAUAAGAAUUUUAGGGCUGAAAAGAGUGACUGGGAAAUUCAAUUCCAAGAACAGAUGUGAUGCCCGGACCUAUUCCUACAUGCUGCCGACGUUCUCCUUUGCCCACAAGGAUGACACACCUCAGGAUGAAACUUACCGCUUGAGUGCCGAGACUUUGGAGGCCGUCAACGACCUCCUGGCUUGCUACAAGGGCACCCACAACUUCCAUAACUUCACCUCCCAGAAGGGCCCCAAGGAUCCCAGCGCCAAACGUUACAUCAUGGAGAUGUUUUGCGAAGAGCCCUUCGUGAGGGACGGCUUGGAGUUUGCGGUGGUCAAGGUGAAAGGACAGAGUUUCAUGAUGCACCAGAUCCGGAAAAUGAUCGGCUUGGUGAUCGCCGUCGUCAAGGGCCACGCCGCCAAAUCCAUCAUGGAACAGAGUUGGGGAGAGGAGAAGGUAGACAUUCCCAAAGCUCCAGGGCUGGGUCUGAUUUUGGAACGGGUUCACUUUGAGAGCUACAAUCAGCGGUUUGGGGACGAUGGUCUCCACGAAGCCCUGGAAUGGGCAGAAGAAGAGGAGAAGAUCAUGGCUUUCAAAGAGCAGCACAUCUAUCCCACCAUUAUCAAUACGGAGAAGGAAGAAAGGUCCAUGAUGAACUGGCUGGAGACCCUCUUCAACCAUCAGUUUGAUUCCACCAUCUUAAGGUUGCAGGAAGAUCCCAGAGAUGCCAAGUCUGAUCCUGAAGGCAGCGAUGGAUGUGAAGACAAUUCUGAUUGAGGAUUUCAGGCACACUUUGAUACCCUGGAUUCAAGUCCCUUUGGCCAGAAAAUCAAGCUUUUCUCAAUGAUGGAUAUUCCUUAGUCUUGAACAGAGACGAAGAAGGGCAGAAAUGAUGUUUUCCCCCCUUCUCUGCAGCAAUGGAAAAGGAGACAUGAUGAACAAACACUGCUUCAAUUAUGCUCGAUAAAAAAAAUGAUUUUUUAAAAAUGUGUCGGAGGAAAAUAAUUAUCGGACUCUGAUAGAUAAGUGCAAGCCGUUAAGAAUGCUGUUCCUUUCUGGUUUUUCCAAACAGCCAAAAUUAAUUGUUCUUUCGGAAAGCUUUCUUCUGAUUAUCGGCUCAGCCAAGUAAUAAGGUUUUUGGAAACUUGUUUCUUCCUUUUGUAAAAACAAUAUAUUUUUAAUUUUUAUUUUAUUUUCACUUUCUCAUAGACCAAAUAAUGUGGUGGUUGAAACAAACUCUGGGUUGGAACAUUUUGAGUUUCAUCUCCAUUUUUUUUUAAGAAAACUGUCUAUUUCAAGGUUUUUUUUUUUAAUGCUCCUUUUGAAAUAAUAAUAACAACAAUAAAGGCUUCUUAUGACACAAGGUACAAAGGUUUUUUAAAAAUGAUUUCCAAUCCAGGCUGCAUGUAAUGCUGCCAUAACUUUGUUGAUCUGGGGGAAGGUCGGAGAAUAUUCCCAGCGUUGGAAGCCAUCAAGAAAAAGAAAUCAGAAUGUAGUUGUUUUGCUUACUAGGUGACUAUCAGUACAGGUAGUCGUCGAUUUAACUAUUCAUUUAGUGACCGUUUGAAGUUACAACGACACUGAAAAAGCGACUGAAUAUUUGCAAGUCAAGGACGAGUAUAUGGAUGAUUAUGAAUUCCCUAAUUAAAAAAACAGAAUAAAAGGAACAGCUUAGCUGCAAAUAAA
Pantherophis guttatus is the source of this 2452-nucleotide messenger RNA. It is a transcript of the gene PUS1, whose product is annotated as pseudouridine synthase 1. Gene Ontology annotation, cellular component: nucleus. Gene Ontology annotation, molecular function: RNA binding; pseudouridine synthase activity. NCBI's taxonomy places the organism in Eukaryota, Metazoa, Chordata, Lepidosauria, Squamata, Colubridae. The record is from RefSeq and is a predicted model, not a curated record. Gene Ontology annotation, biological process: tRNA pseudouridine synthesis; mRNA pseudouridine synthesis.